This is a messenger RNA of Pyrgilauda ruficollis (rufous-necked snowfinch), 259 nucleotides long. RefSeq names its product neuralized-like protein 4. NCBI's taxonomy places the organism in Eukaryota, Metazoa, Chordata, Aves, Passeriformes, Passeridae. The record is from RefSeq and is a predicted model, not a curated record. The transcript has 2 exons. The annotation marks the transcript as partial. Gene Ontology annotation, molecular function: ubiquitin protein ligase activity.
AUGUCCCCAGGCACGUGGAUGAUGACGGGGAACGGGGUCAUGCACAACGGCACCACCGUGCUGGACGAGUACGGCCACAACCUGGACCGCCUCAAGGCGGGGGACACGGUGGGCGUGGUGCGCAGGGACGACGGCACGCUGCACUUCUUCGUCAACGGCGUCGCCCAGGGCCCCGCGGCCUGGAACGUGCCCCCCAACGUGUACGCCGUGGUGGACCUGUACGGGCAGGCGGCACAGGCCACCAUCGUGGACGAGGGAG